AUGCUCUUCCGCGUCGCCUCCUUAUCCCCUAACAAGACCUCCUUCAUCCUUUCCUGCUUCUCCAGAACCACUGAUUCACUGUUUUUCCAUUCCAAACGCUUUAAUAAUCUCCAACGCAACUACGUUUGGUUUACGGUGAAGCACAUUGACACAAACCAACCAAAGAAUCCCAUUUCAAUGGCGAUAAAGGCUACACACAAUUAUUCCACCACCUCCGCCCAAGCCCUUGUCCAGGAACCUCCGAAUUCCGGCACCCGAAGAUCCCGUAAGAAAGCACGCCCCACGUUUACCAAUGUCUCGAGGCUGGCGGCCGCUAAGAAAGAUCCUCAACUGGCUUUCGAUUUGGUCAGACAGAUGAAGGAUCAAGGGAUAGCUCCGAAGCUACGGUCUUACGGGCCCGCAUUGUUUGAGUUCUGCGGGAAAGGUCUUGCUGACAAGGCGUAUGAGGUGGACUCACACAUGAAGGAAUGUGGGGUAUCCCCCGAGGAGACCGAGCUCUGUGCUCUUCUCAGAGUUAGUUCUGAAACUGAGAGAGAGGGGAAAGUGUAUGAAAUGAUGCACAGGUUGAGGUCGACAGUGAGGCAAGUGUCGGAGGAGACUGCGGCUGUGGUGGAAGACUGGUUUAGGUCUAAUAAGGCUGCUAGAGUUGGGAAUGAGAAAUGGGAUGCGUCUAAAGUGAGGGAAGGGGUUUUGGAUGGUGGGGGCGGGUGGCAUGGGCAAGGGUGGUUGGGAAAGGGGAGUUGGAGAGUGAUGAGGACGAGCAUGGACGAGAGAGGUGUGUGCAGGUCGUGUGGGGAGAGGCUUGUCUGUAUCGAUAUUGAUCCGGAAGAGACGGAGAAUUUUGCAAAGUCGCUAUCAAAAUUGGCCUGUCAGAAAGAAGCUGGGACAAACUUUGUGAAAUUCCAGGAGUGGCUUCGACAGCGUGGUCCAUUUGAUGCUGUGAUCGAUGGUGCGAAUUUGGGGUUUGCUAAUCAACAUAAAUUCAGUUUCCCUGAGAUUGCGAGAGUUGUGAAUCAAAUGCGUCAGAUCAGCCCGUCAAAGAAAUUACCACUUGUUGUUCUACAUCAGAGCCGACAUCCUAACAACAAGAAAUUGCUGGAAAGCUGGAAAAAGGCAGGGGCACUCUAUGCGACGCCUCAGGGUUCAAACGAUGAUUGGUAUUGGUUGUAUGCUGCUGUGAAUUCAAAGUGCUUGCUGGUUACAAAUGAUGAGAUGAGGGAUCACUUGUUCAAUCUUUUAGGCAAUAACUUCUUUCCUAGAUGGAAAGAAAAGCAUCAGGUCCGGAUAAAACCUUCUCUUAAAGGGCUACUAACCUUGCGCAUGCCGCCGCCUUAUUCACUUGUCAUCCAGGAAUCUGAACAAGGUAGUUGGCAUAUACCGACUGUUACUGGAGACGAUCUUGAGACCCCAAGACAAUGGAUUUGCGCUACAAGGAUCAGACAACAGGGUCACCUGGGGCAAGCCGAGGAGGAAAGAAGUCUAGAACAUCUGAAGCAUGAGAUCACUUAUGGAUCGGGCCAAGAUAUGGAGCACGGUGGUGGUGAUGAGGAACGAUAUGUGCGUCAUCCAAUUGGCCAGAAGGCAACAAAGGCUGGGAAGAAAAAGGGAAAAUGUGGAAUAUGGAGCAGUAGUAGUGAUAAAAAAGCUGAACGUAUGUUGGAUGCAUUUGGACAUAUUAUGGAGAUACACAGGGGCGUAGCCAGGAUUAAAAACCGUCCUGGGCUAGUUUAA
This is a messenger RNA of Striga hermonthica, 1731 nucleotides long. Lineage: Eukaryota; Viridiplantae; Streptophyta; Magnoliopsida; Lamiales; Orobanchaceae. The record is from the annotation of a GenBank genome assembly.